Messenger RNA from Daldinia loculata, 1527 nucleotides. RefSeq names its product porphobilinogen deaminase. Gene Ontology annotation, cellular component: cytoplasm. Gene Ontology annotation, biological process: heme biosynthetic process. Bases 252 to 1316 code for a protein of 354 amino acids. The record is from RefSeq and is a predicted model, not a curated record. Lineage: Eukaryota; Fungi; Ascomycota; Sordariomycetes; Xylariales; Hypoxylaceae. The transcript has a single exon. Gene Ontology annotation, molecular function: hydroxymethylbilane synthase activity.
CCCGCAGCUGACUCUGAAAUUGCCCCUCCAUCUUCCCGCUCUACCAAGUCUGGACCCCGCGAAACCCGCCCAAACUUCCGGCCUCGUCUCAAUCAAGUUUGCCUGCCAGGUACUUUCGUCAGUGACUAGGUCCCUGAAUAUAUGCAGGAAUAAGGCUUAUGAGAGCAUCAAUUCCAGUUCCAUAUCCUUCCCUACUUAAACGUCUUCUAACCAUCCCAAUUGUACCUUCCUAUCUACAUCUAUAGGAAAAAAUGUCGGCCUCCGCUACGCAACCCAUUAUAACAUCCUCGACGCCAGAGGCGCCGAAGCUCACGAUCAGGGUCGGCACGCGCAAGUCAAAAUUGGCCUUGAAUCAAGCCGACUAUGUCGCUACCUCUCUAAAGCAACUACACCCGACGGUCAAUUUCGAGAUCAAGGGAAUGCAUUCGACAGCGGACAAGGACAAAAUAACGGCGCUGUAUAAGUUUGGUGGCAAGGGACUAUGGACGAACGAGCUAGAAGCAGAACUCGUGGCAGGGGAGCUCGACAUCAUUGUACACUCUCUAAAGGAUAUGCCGACGACGCUGCCAGAGGGGCUCAUUCUGGCCUGCGUAACACCUCGAGAGGACCCACGUGAUGUUGUUGUCGUCAAGAAAGGACUGGAAGAUAAAUACAAGAAGCUGGCAGACCUACCAGCGGGCGCCGUAGUUGGAACCAGUAGCGUUAGACGCAUGGCGCAAAUUAGACGACGGUACCCGCAUUUGGAGUUCAAGGACAUGCGCGGCAACAUCGACACUCGGCUUCAGAAGCUCGACGCUGAAGACAGCGGGUUCUCGGUGCUGAUCCUAGCCGCUGCAGGCUUACACCGGAUGGGUCUGGACGGGCGCAUCGCACAAUACCUCGAUAGCACUACGGAAGGUGGCGGUAUGCUACACGCCGUUGGCCAAGGUGGCCUAGGCAUCGAGGCGCGAGCAGACGAUCAGAAGACGCUCGACUUACUAAAACCCCUCGAGGACGUCAAGGUCAUGUUAGCGGCAGAGGCAGAAAGAAGUGUCAUGAGGACGCUAGAAGGCGGUUGUAGCAUUCCCAUCGGCGUAGAGACAAAAUGGGUAGGAGACAACACGCUGAGAUUAACAGGGACAGUUGUCAAUGUCGAAGGCACAGAAGCCGCCGAUGCCGAAAAGGUCGAAGAGAUCAAGACGCGGGAGGAAGCCAUAGCGUUCGGCAAGAAAGUAGCCCAGCAGCUAACGGACAACGGCGCGCAAAAGAUCUUAGAUGUGAUAAAUGAGGACCGAGAGGCCAAUAAAGAUAAGGCGAAACCGUGGGUACCGGCGUAGAGUUGCCAUAUAGAACUGGGGCAAAAAUCUAGGCUUAUAGGGGAAGAUGCGGACAAUGCUUUUUUAGACUUGAGCCGUCCAUUCUAUGUAACCUUAAUGUAGAAUCUGCGCGGAUGCUUUCGCCAUGAUGAUGAGAAUACCCCAAACGAGUUUAUGAUACAAGGUUGAGCCCGUCUCUGUCCCACUCGCUGGUUGUUGAAUGCCAAUAUCC